UGGAAGAUGAAAUUGGAGGCAUUUUACAUAGGCCUGUGCUGCGUGUGUGAGCGAGAAUGUCCGACUAUACGAGAGACGUCGUAUUUUUUUUCUUUGUCUAUUGUUCUAAAACAUCGAACAUCGAUACUAUAGCCACUAACAAUACCCAGGUAUAGCAACAAACCUGAUUGUAUUCAGGAUGUUAUAAUAGCUCUCAUCCUAUCAGGAUGAUCCUUUUAACCUAUUAUAGCAACUGCCGAUUCUAGGUGGGUAUUCGUAAGAAAUAGUCCCCGUCGACGAGUCAGAUCGUAUAGAUUAAUAACUAAUUCCUCCACAAGUUCCUUUAGCCUUUGGAUCGCAUUGUAGGAAAUCGCUUCAAAUAGAGUUCCAAGAACCAAUCUAUAACACUUUAUUCAAUGGGUUCUCUUGGUAUAGAUCCUGAUCUAGCGCCACUCCCACCCAAGGAUGUGGUUGUUGGUAUACGAACGGGCAAGAUUCGACCUUUUGGUGGCGUAAAGGGUUUGUUCUCAGCCAUCAACAAGCAACCUCGAGAUGGAAAGAUACAACUCUCGAUACCUGGUUUCGUCGGCGAUGAACGGCAAUACAUCCAUCAUAAGAGUCUCGACAAUGCGAUUCAUCAAUAUGAUCCCCGACACUAUGCCGCGUGGAAGAAACUGUUGCCGGAGCGCGAACACAAAUUCAAAAUCGGUGCUUUCGGCGAAAACAUGACAUCCUCCUAUCUCACGGAAGAAAACCUCUGCGUUGGGGAUAAGUUCCGCUUAGGACCCGAAGCAAUCAUCCAAGUGACGAUGUUGAGGCAGCCUUGCUACAAACUCAACCACCGUUUCGAGUACAAGAAGAUGUCCAACCUCAUCCAAAAAACUGGGUACACCGGAUGGUACUAUCGCGUGCUAAAGGAGGGUGAGGUACAAGAAGGAGAUGAGAUAGAACUUAUCGAACGCAUCAACCCACGCUGGUCCCUCACCAGACUACACCAUAUCCUCUAUACGGACUCAAAUAAUCUGGAGGCGGUAGCUGAGAUAAGCGAGUUGGAGGGCCUUAGUAACGAGUUCAGGAUACUAUUCCGAAAUCGAUUAUCUAAGGGACUCGAAAACAUGGGCGCUCGUCUGUUAGGCAAUUUCGCAGUGCCUUGGCAAUCGUACAAGCUGAUCCAGAAGACCCCACUAACGUCCCGAGUACAGAAGUUUAUCUUCGAGGCCGAAGACUUGACUACCGACUCCGAAGAAGACUUAAAAUUCGGACGUUUUCCUCACGUGCGCCUCCGGUUCGGACCCGAUGCGAAAUUCACUCGGGCCUACUCGGUGGUUUCGGGUAACUUGCAGAGAUUCGAACUCGGAAUCGCUAAGGAUGAUAACUCAAGGGGUGGUUCGCUUUUCUUGCAUGAUGACCUUAAGGUCGGUGAUGUCGUGGAAGUAGCUAAGGGACACAAUGCGACGAUCCCUAUCAUCGCCCAUGAUCAAGAGCCUGGCCCGACAAGACACAUCUUCAUCUUGGGUGGUAUCGGUGUCACUGCUUUCAUCGGUGAGAUUAAAUCUCUCCUGAAAAAAGAGUCGACAAGUGUGGAGGUGCACUAUGCUGUUCGUAGCCGGGAAGAGGCUGCAUACCUUUCCCAUUUACCAGCUGAAAACACGACAGUCUAUGCGAAGAGUGAAGGCCGACGGUUGGACAUUGAUUCACUCAUUCCAUCGCCCGAAGACUGUCGCGAUUGCUCUAAGACCUUGGCAUAUUGCUGUGGUCCGUCGUCGCUACUUAAUGCGUGCCGCGACAUGACGAAUAAGCUAGGUUACCCUCGCUCUCAGACACAGUAUGAGGACUUCGGCGGUGUCGGAACCGGAACCGGUGAACCGUUCGAAGCGGAGAUCAAGGCUACCGGACAGGUCCUCAAGGUUCCUCGUGAGAAAUCUCUGUUGGAGAUCCUUAAUGAGGCUGGUUUCGAGGUUGACUCUUCUUGCAUGGUAGGUAAUUGUGGAACAUGCACCGUGGAUCUUUGCAAAGGAAAGGUUGAUCAUCAAGGUACAGCCCUUGAAGAUGAACAGAAGGAGACUAGUAUGUUAUCAUGUGUAAGUCGAGGUAAGGGGAGGAUUGUGAUUGACUGUUAGAGUCAUGCAUCCGAUCUCACCUACCCGUCUACAUGCUUGUUGAUCUUACCUAGUUAUUAAUGUGUCACGAUAAUAAAAUUGUAUAUAUCUAUAGUACCAACCUUUUCUAGAC
Messenger RNA from Hypoxylon trugodes, 2211 nucleotides. RefSeq names its product PK beta-barrel-protein domain-containing protein-like protein. Bases 396 to 2099 code for a protein of 567 amino acids. The transcript has a single exon. NCBI's taxonomy places the organism in Eukaryota, Fungi, Ascomycota, Sordariomycetes, Xylariales, Hypoxylaceae. Gene Ontology annotation, molecular function: 2 iron, 2 sulfur cluster binding; molybdenum ion binding; oxidoreductase activity. The record is from RefSeq and is a predicted model, not a curated record.